AUGCCUCUGAGCAGCGCCUUCAGUGCUGUGGGCAAUGACCCUGGGCUCAUCACCUGGAGAAUAGAGAAAAUGGAGCUGGCACUGGUGCCCCUGAGUGCCCACGGCAACUUCUAUGAGGGGGACUGCUACGUUGUCCUGUCGACCCGGAAAGCGGGCGGCCGCCUCUCCCAGGACAUUCACUUCUGGAUCGGGAAGGACUCCUCCCAGGACGAGCAGAGCUGUGCUGCCAUCUACACCACGCAGCUGGACGACUACCUCGGGGGCAGCCCUGUACAGCACCGGGAGGUCCAGUUCCACGAGUCCGACACCUUCCGAGGCUACUUCAAGCAGGGAAUCAUCUACAAAAAGGGUGGUGUGGCUUCUGGGAUGAAGCACGUGGAGACCAACACCUAUGACGUGGAGCGGCUGCUACACGUGAAGGGGAAGAGGAACAUCAGGGCCACUGAGGUGGAGAUGUGCUGGGACAGUUUUAACCGAGGGGAUGUCUUCCUGCUGGACCUGGGACAAGUCAUCAUCCAGUGGAAUGGGCCGGAGAGCAACAGCAGGGAACGCCUGAAGGCUAUGCUUCUGGCUAAGGAUAUUCGGGACAGGGAGCGAGGGGGCCGUGCUGAAAUCGGAGUGGUCGAGGGAGACAAGGAGGCAGCGAGUCCAGAGCUGAUGAAGGUCCUUCAGGACACCCUGGGUCGCCGUUCCGCCAUCAGGCCUGCCGUCCCCGACGAGAGCCCGGGCCAGCAGCAGAAAGCAAAUAUCAUGCUGUAUCACGUGUCAGACUCGGCCGGGAAGCUGGAAGUCACAGAGAUAGCCCAAAGGCCUCUGGUCCAGGAAUUACUGAAUCAUGAUGACUGCUACAUCCUGGACCAAAGCGGCACCAAGAUCUAUGUGUGGAAAGGAAGAGGAGCCACAAAGCAGGAGAAACAGGCCGCCAUGGGGAACGCCCUGAGCUUCAUCGGGAUGAAGGGCUACCCGGGCAGCACCAACGUGGAGACUGUCAACGACGGCGCAGAGUCAGCCAUGUUCAAGCAGUUGUUCCAGAACUGGUCAGUAAAGAACCAAAGCACAGGGCUGGGGAAGAUAUUCAACAUUGGGAAAAUUGCUAAAGUUUCCCAAGAGAAGUUUGAUGUGACCCUGCUGCACUCCAAGCCGGAGGUGGCGGCCCAGGAGAGAAUGGUGGACAACGGCCAUGGAAAGGUGGAGGUCUGGAGGAUUGAAAACCUGGAGCUGGUCCCUGUGGAGCACCAGUGGCACGGCUUCUUCUAUGGGGGAGACUGCUACCUGGUUCUCUACACAUACGAGGUGAACGGCAAGCUGCACUACAUCUUGUACAUCUGGCAGGGCCGCCACGCCUCCCAGGACGAACUGGCAGCCUCAGCGUACCAGGCUGUGGAGGUGGACCGGCAGUUUGACGGGGCCCCGGUACAGGUUCGGGUCGCCAUGGGGAAGGAGCCUCGCCACUUCAUGGCCAUCUUCAAAGGGAAGUUGGUCAUCUUCGAGGGAGGAACAUCCAGGAAGGGAGAUGCCGAGCCUGAACCCCCCGUAAGACUCUUCCAGAUUCAAGGAAAUAACAGCUCGAAUACCAAAGCAGUGGAGGUGCCGGCCCUCUCGUCAUCCCUCAACUCCAAUGAUGUCUUCCUGCUGCAGACCCAGACACAGCACUUCCUGUGGUAUGGCAAGGGCUCCAGCGGGGACGAGCGAACGAUGGCCAAGGAGCUGGCUGUGCUGCUCUGUGACGGCACAGAGGACACCAUAGCUGAGGGCCAGGAGUCCCCCGAGUUCUGGGACCUGCUGGGCGGGAAAGCGCCCUAUGCCAAUGACAAAAGACUGCAGCAGGAAAUCGAUGUCCAGGCCCGACUCUUUGAAUGCUCCAACAAAACUGGCCGCUUCCUGGUCACUGAGAUCACAGACUUCACCCAGGAUGACCUAAACCCGGGCGAUGUGAUGCUCCUGGACACCUGGGACCAGGUAUUCCUGUGGGUCGGGGCUGAGGCGAAUGCCAAGGAGAAGGAAGGAGCUCUCCAGACGGCCCAGGAGUACCUGCGCACCCACCCUGGCGACCGAGACACCGGCACGCCCAUCCUAAUCAUCAAACAGGGGUUCGAGCCUCCCACCUUCACAGGCUGGUUCUUGGCUUGGGACGCUCAUAUCUGGAGUGAAGGGAAAUCAUAUGAACAGCUAAAGGCAGAGCUGGGCGACGCUGCAGCCAUCCAGAGGAUCACCACGGACAUGAAGAAUGCCACCCUCUCCCUGAACACUGACGAUGGAGAGCCAAAAUAUUACCCACUAGAAGUUCUGCUGAAAAAACAAAACCAGGAGCUGCCAGAAGGUAUAAAUCCUGCAAAAAAGGAGAAUUAUCUCUCUGAACAGGACUUUGUUUCUGUAUUUGGCAUCACAAGAGGGCAAUUUGCUGCUCUGCCUGGCUGGAAGCAACUGCAAAUUAAGAAAGAAAAGGGGCUUUUCUAA
Molecule: messenger RNA, 2457 nt
Organism: Sorex fumeus (smoky shrew)
Lineage: Eukaryota; Metazoa; Chordata; Mammalia; Eulipotyphla; Soricidae
Gene: AVIL
Product: advillin
Exons: 19
Coding region: 1-2457 (818 amino acids)
Biological process (GO): barbed-end actin filament capping; actin polymerization or depolymerization; cytoskeleton organization
Cellular component (GO): cytoplasm; actin cytoskeleton
Molecular function (GO): actin filament binding; phosphatidylinositol-4,5-bisphosphate binding
Source: RefSeq, a predicted model, not a curated record